This is a messenger RNA of Monopterus albus (swamp eel), 3544 nucleotides long. RefSeq names its product solute carrier family 37 member 3 (gene slc37a3). Gene Ontology annotation, cellular component: endoplasmic reticulum membrane. Lineage: Eukaryota; Metazoa; Chordata; Actinopteri; Synbranchiformes; Synbranchidae. Gene Ontology annotation, biological process: transmembrane transport. Gene Ontology annotation, molecular function: transmembrane transporter activity. The record is from RefSeq and is a predicted model, not a curated record.
GUAUCAGUGCUCCGGCUAGUGACGUCUCUGACACGGAAACAGCUUGUUGUCGCCCUGGGCAGAAGCUGGUAAACAGUAACCGGAGAUGGAGGGCCUCUGUGUUGUUCUUCUAGUGUGUUUGUUCAAGCUGGCAUAGUUGGAGACUGUACCUGAACCCUCUCCCUGUCCAGUUGCUGUUCCAAGGCCUCCACCAACACCACCUUCUUCCUCAUCCACUUCCUCCUUCCAGCUGCCCCUGUGAUGCCUCCCUCGUGUUGUGGUUGCCUGUCACAGUACACCCAUCACCAUCUGGUUGUCUUCCUCCUCACCUUCUUUAGCUAUGUGUUGCUGCAUGCCUCCAGGAAGACCUUCAGCAAUGUGAAAGUGAGCAUCUCAGCUCAGUGGACGCCGUCUGUCCAGAAUGACAGCUUCCCUGCGUUCUCCCCCGGAGAGACUUGGGAGAAAAAUCAUCUGUUUGCAGAUGAAAAGCAGGCCACUCUGUUCCUGGGAACACUGGACUCCAUCUUCCUCUUCUCGUAUGCUGUGGGUCUGUAUUUGAGCGGCGUGGCUGGGGACAGAGUGAACCUGCGUUAUGUGCUCUGCUUCGGACUGUGGGGCUCUGCUGCAGUGGAGUUUGUAUUUGGCACUCUGACUGAAUGGCUCCACAUGUACAACAAGAUUCUGUACUGCAGCCUGUGGGCGCUGAACGGCCUGCUGCAGUCUGCAGUCUGGCCAUGUGUCGUGGCAGUCAUGGGCAACUGGUUUGGCCAAACAGGGCGUGGCUUUGUGUUUGGCUUGUGGAGCGCUUGUGCCUCUGUAGGCAACAUUCUGGGGGCAUUUCUGGCUUAUCGUUAUGGAUAUGAGUAUGCCUUCCUGGUGACCUCUGUGGUCCAGUUUGCUGGCGGGGUGGUGGUGUUCUUUGGCCUGCUUACCUCUCCAAAAGAAGUUGGUUUGAGUUUGGAGUCAGAGACCAGGCUCAGCCCAGUAGAGACAGAUGCAGACAGCCACAGACCUCUGAUGAGCGACGAGGAGGACGAGGUGGAGGUGGAUGUGUAUGCCAAGCGAAACCAGUCGGUUCAGCCGCAGGAUGAACCUCUGGCUGAGUCUCCUCAAGCUAUUGGCUUCUUCCAGGCUGUCUGCCUCCCUGGAGUGAUACCUUAUUCCCUGGCGUAUGCAUGUCUGAAGCUGGUCAACUAUUCCUUCUUCUUUUGGCUUCCGUUUUACCUAAGCAAGGAGGCUAAGGCCGACCGCCUGUCUGUGUGGUAUGAUGUCGGUGGAAUCGUCGGGGGAACAGUGCAGGGUCUGAUCUCUGACUUCAUGGGGAAGAGAGCCCCGGUGUUGGCAUUCAGUCUGGCAGUGGCAAUGGGAUCCCUGGUGGGAUACAGCCGCUCACCUAAUAACCAGCUGAUAAAUGCCGUGCUGAUGGCUACCACUGGCUUCUUCAUUGGUGGACCAUCCAACAUGAUCAGUUCUGCCAUAUCUGCAGACCUGGGGAGACAGGAGGUUCUGAGGGGCAGUCAAGAGGCUCUGGCCACUGUCACGGGUAUAGUGGAUGGAACUGGAAGUAUAGGAGCUGCUGUAGGACAGUACCUGGUGUCCUGGAUUGAGAGCAGGCUGGGCUGGAUGUGUGUGUUCUAUUUCUUCAUUGUCAUGACAGGGUGCAGCAUUCUGUUCAUUACUCCCUUGCUCUUCAGAGAGCUACGUGCAAUGUGGCGAGAGAGACGAGCGCUUCGACAGCAGCUGUGAACAUCUGCUGACUGUAAUAUUUCUCUCCUAUCAGCAGCUCAGAUGCAGCUCUGCAGUAUUUCCCCCAGAAUUGAUUUACUUGUGGCGGUAGCUGAUGGGGGGGACGACACAGGCUUUCAUAAUUUUUUUAAAUUAAUUUAUUAGAUACAGGGCGUAGUUUUGCAUAUGGACAUUAAGGACAUGUUCUUGCUAAUAUUUUGAGAGGAAAUGUCACUACUAACAUUUGAGCAAACCCGUGCGCAUUAUCUUUGGAGUGAAAGGCAUAUUAGAUCAUUAUGAUGUGCUUGACCUACUGAAAGGGAGGGGGUUAUCUAAACCUCACGUUACAUGCACAUCAUAUUUGCUCCCGGACACGGAGGAUGCAAAAUAGCUGUUGGUCAGUGGGCCGACAGUGGUAUGUUAUAGGGGCUGACUUCAGUAAUGUUGGAAGGAUAUUCACAGGUUCAGAGUUUCUGGAUCAAUAGCGGAAUGUUGCUAAAAUACAAAUGGCACCUAUUUUGUUUCAUAGUAAUGUAGACAAAAAGCUACAAGCUCAUUUUUAUCAAAAUGAGCCGUCCUCUGCUCCAGACAAAUUACAUUGGUCUCAGCAUACAGCCGGCUGUGCACGGACCAUCUACCGAGUGCAACGCUGACAAGAGAGUGGCCUACUACAAAAAUAUUCAAUAACUUUACUCUUACCCAGUGUAGUGGUACAAACAUUACUUCACACAUCAAUGACCAUCUGCUGGUCAGAAUGUACUAAUGUAUAUAUUUAUGGGUUUUAAAUUGAUGUAAAUAUUAAACUUUUUAAAUGUACGCACAUAUACUUGGGUCAAGUUGAAUAAAUUUGGCCUUUAAACCAGGCGAUUUGGGGAUCAGAAUCGCCUAAAGAAUAUACUGUCAUUUUUCAUAGACCUAUAUUUGUUCUUUUUGAUUGAGAUCAUGAAUAUUGUUCUCUAGGAUUCUUACAGUAAUUAGAAUUUAGUAAACCACUUAGAUCUUAGCUGGGUUUGGGGAUAUCUUUUUUUUUUUUUUUUUUUUCUCACAGCCACUUGAUUCUUGUUGUGUAAUCAGGGUUGUACUGUACAGUUUCCACAUUAGAGGGACUGGCCCUGUCCAUUCUGGAUUAUAUAUGUUCCUUAUUCCUUUUAUGCUUCCUGUUCACUGUAAUGUUUAAAUUGUACACACACACACUGACAGAAACACAGUUUGAGAGAUCGCAUACUCAAAAUCUAACAUGCCUGAGGGAAAACUGACAUUGCAGAAAACUUAACAUUUUUGCUUGUUUGUAGCAGAAGUUGCAUAUUUUCUGUUUGUUAGGGAGCUUCACUGUUUGAACGUCCAGUGAAGGUAAAAUAUUGGUCUUUUUAUGUCAUAUUUGCCGAUACUGACAGGGUGGGAAAAUUAAGUUUCAAUCAGCUGUUUGUUGUAAAUGUUUAAUCAGUUUGUUAACUUUGUGGUCAAUAACCAGCCGUCAUUUAAAGGAAUUCAGUUUGUUUCGUUUAAAAAUAAGGAAUGAUUAUUUUUCCAGCCAUUGUGACACCUACAAAAGCUAUUUUGCAGCCUUGCACGUAGAAACACGAGUCAUGUUAAGUGCUAAACAUUAAGGACGAGCGAUAUCGGGGCAGCUUUCAGUUAGACAGGUUCCUUGUACUACACUUGGGGCAGUGGAACAUAAAAUGAGAGCUACACCUCCAAUAUCUCUGAACCUACUAAGCUAAUGUAUUAGAAUGUUAACUGAAAUGUUUCUUUGGUGUAUUUUUUGUUUUAUUUUUAUAUUUCAAGGUUGAACCAAUGUAACUGCAAAUUUUGUUUUGAAUAAAUGCACAUUUCAGUUACA